This is a messenger RNA of Vitis vinifera (wine grape), 2919 nucleotides long. RefSeq lists its product as uncharacterized. Gene Ontology annotation, cellular component: SCF ubiquitin ligase complex. The transcript is spliced from 6 exons. Lineage: Eukaryota; Viridiplantae; Streptophyta; Magnoliopsida; Vitales; Vitaceae. The record is from RefSeq and is a predicted model, not a curated record. The coding region runs from base 296 to 2554 and encodes 752 amino acids. Gene Ontology annotation, biological process: SCF-dependent proteasomal ubiquitin-dependent protein catabolic process.
GCGGGAAAUGGCAUCGGUUCAUUCUCCACGGAAUUUUCUCGCUUUCUCUCACUCUCUCUCUAGAAUCUCGGUUACUUUCUCUUUAUAAAAUUUUGUAAGUCUAUAACAGAUCGGUUCGAUGACGGUUUAUGAUUCUCAAGAAAUAUUGCUUAAUUGUAGUCGUAAAGGGUUAGUAAACCCUGCUAGAAUCUCUGAAACUGCUCCGCCCGAAGUCCCAUUUCUCUCUUGUUUUGCUUCUCAAAAUUCUGAUUUGAUAGGUUUCGGAUUCGAUUAGUUUCGAUCUUUCGGGUCCGGGAUGGCCAAUCAAGGGUUUCAUGGAGGGGAGAAGAAGAGGGGGUUUGGGGAUGGUGGUCGGAGUUGGAAUGACGAGAAUGGUGGUGGUUUUUAUUUUGAUCAUCAUGAUUUGAGUGCGAAAAGGGCUAGGGUUUUUGGUUUGGGAGAUGGAGUCGAAGAAGAGGAGGGAGUUGAGAAUUUGGGAGGGGGUGGAGUGGGAAUUGAAGAGAGAGAAUGGGGAAUUGGGGCGAUGGUUGUGGACGAGGACUUAGAGGGAAACAAGGAGUGGGGACUUGAUCUUAAUAUUUUUCCUACUGGGACGAGUGCGAUUGACACAUUUUUUCGACAUGAGACUCGGUUUGGAAAGGGGAUUGCCGAGGAAAGAGAAGAAUUGCCGGGAUCGAAUUGGGUUGAGAUUGAGGAAGGUGUGGGUUUUAGAUACACAAGGGAAGAGAAGGGAAAAGGAAAAGCUGUUGAUCAUCCAAUGUUAAAUGCCAAUAGGCAAAAGGAAAAAGAAAUAUGGUUUGGUAAUGGGGUGAGUAUUGGAAGAACUGAAAAUGAGGGAGGAAAGAAUGAUAUGGGCGGAGUAGUUGCUGAGGAUUUCGUAAUGAUGCCACCUGAGCCAAUGGGACUCGAUUCUGAAGCCCACAAGGGCAUGGUUUCCGGUAUUAGUGAGCUGAAGGACUUUAACCAAAGUAGAGAAAAUACGGAGCCAACAGAUACUUUGAUGUCAUUGAGGCAAAGGGCAUUGUUUGUGGCCAUUGCAAAUGCAGCAAAAAGAAGGGAGAAUGCAGUGAGGUACCGUCAAAUAGCUAGAAGAUCUGUGCCACAGCUAGCACAUUUUGAUCCUGAGGAAGCGGAGCGCUAUGCUGUGUAUAUUAGCAAGAAAGCGCAAAAGCCAUCUGUUAACAAGAAGGCUGAAGAUUUUGAGGGUCCCUUCUAUGAGGCAAUGGAGAUGAUCAACAAACGAAAAUUGGUUGCUGAAAAGAACUCCACGCCGCUGAUUGGAUGGGUGCCCUCAACUCAGGGCCAUACUAUCACAAAGCGCUUAGUUCCUUCUCUUGUGGAUGUAUCUGUGGAUGCCCUUGCCAAAAAUUCUGAUGCAAUAGUUUCACUUGAACUUAUCCCAGAUGUGCUGAGGCACAAAAUUAGUCGAGCCAUUUGUAGAGGUCGGAGAAUGAAUGCUCAUUUCAUGGAACUUCUUCUGAGGGGGUCUCCGACUGAGAUACGUCUAGAUGACUGUUCAUGGAUGACUGAAGAACAGUUCACCAAUCUCUUUAGACGCUGCAAGACUAAGAACUUGACUGUGAUACAACUUGAUCUAUGUGGGCGAUGCAUGACUCUCAGCACAUUGCUAGGCACCAUAGCUCGGUCUUCAAAUUGUCUGCCUGCUUUAUCUACAAUGUCUCUGAGGGGUGCAUGUCGGUUAUUGAAUGAAGGGAUAGGUGUACUUGUUACAUCAGCGCGUAGACUGCAGUCUCUAAAUUUGGGCCAGUGCUCUCUUCUCACCCAUUCUUCCAUCAAUGUUGUGGCUGAAGUGUUGGGACAUACAUUGAAGGAGCUAUUUAUAGAUGAUUGCCAAAACAUCAAUGCAAUGCUUAUCUUGCCUGCUUUGAAACGGUUGGAAUGUUUAGAAGUAUUGUCAGUUGCAGGCAUUCAGACAGUCUGUGAUGAUUUUAUUUCUGAAAUAGUCACUGCUCUUGGUUCAAAUAUGAAGGAACUUGUAUUGGCCAAUUGCUUCAAAAUAACCGAUGAUUCAUUGGAAGCAAUAGGACGCACUUGUUCCAGUCUCUCUGCCAUUGACCUUUCCAACUUGGAUCUAUUGACAGACUCAGCACUACAUUAUCUCACCAAUGGUUGUCGGUCAAUCCAAACACUUAGACUUUGCCGGAACAACUUCAGUGAUGAAGCUAUAGCCGCAUUCUUGGAAACUUCUGGACAGUCUCUGAAACAUCUCUCUCUGAAUCAUUCCAGUAAGGUUGGGGACAGCACCGCUGUGUCUCUUACCAAGUGUUGGAGAACUCUAUUGACUUUGGAUUUAUCUUGGUGUCGAAAUUUAAAAGAUGAGGCAUUUGGGCUGAUUGUGGACAGCUGCUCGUCACUGAGGUUGCUUAAGCUCUUUGGAUGUACACAGAUUACCCAUAGAUUUGUCCAUGGCCACUCAAACGCUCGUGUUCAGAUCAUUGGAUUAAGUGGGCCUAAUAAGGUCUUGGGACACCUUGACCUCAUUGAACCUCAACAAUCUCCAUUGCGCUAUUCCCCAGUGACAAAUAGACCCUGAUUCUUGAAGUUUGGAAACACUCAGCUACCUGAUGUUUUCUGAUUCAUCGCUUGGCAUCUCCCAGCUGAUCAGGAAAAUACCUUUGGUCAUUGAUUUCCUUGCACCAAUGUCAUUCUUAGUAUUUAAUAGUAAAUUUCACCCACCAUAUUUUGACAGCAGAAUAGAGGAUAUGGACACCAUACUGAACUGUUCUUGGAAAUUCAUACAAAAUUGGAAGUGUGUUUUCAGAGGUAUGUAAUCAAUUCCUGUUGCAUUUUUCCUGAGAAUGUGUUCAGACAUUAUGCAUCUGAGAAGUGUAUAGUAUGGAUGGGAUAUUGAAUAAUUUGCAUGAUUAGAUUGAAUAAAUCAAAUUUCUUCCAUUUUAA